AUGAGCAGGACCCCGCGCACAUCCGAUACACCACAGAAUCUCACGGUGCCUUCGUCCCCAGCAAUUCCGCUGCAAGAUCUCGAACACCACGAAUACGACGAGAAUGGCAGGCCAGUGCGGACAGGCGGGCCAGCUGCCCGCCAGACUCACACUGGCCUCCCGCCCGUCACGACAUAUUGGGACGCCUCAAACACACCACCAAGGGCGGGACAGGGACAAGCAGAUGUCUCGCCCGUCUCGCCACUGGACGUCGCGGGGCUACAGUUUGCACUGCCCCCAGACAUACGACCUCCGGGUGCAGACUUUCUGCACGGCGGCACAUCUGGCCCAAGUCCAUAUACCAGAGCAUCGUCGUACUACGAUGACACUGCCCACGUUGACCUCGAUGAGUCUGACUCAGCGCCAUUGACGAGGACAGCCCAGCCUAUAUCUGGAUCUCUGGCCGCACCGGACACGGACACACACCCAAGGAACAGCUUCCAGACCGUGUCGGAUCUUGGCAACAGCCCGGGGAGACCACGCUCCAGCAACAUGUUGGGCUUCGACCUCGAACCUGGUUCCGAGUCGAGGCACCGCAGUUUCCUCUCCCCGGGCGACAACCGCGCUUCGCGUGCCGCUGUGACUGCGGAUGCCAUUUUCAGGGCUGGGUCCAUAGUUAGGGCAAUGUCCCAGCGAGUUGUCAACAUCAGUGGAGAGCAAGAGACGUUUGAGGAGCGUGAUCGUAGAGCGCGGUCACGAAGCCCGAGUGCCGAUGGCCGCCGUCCCUCUGCAACGUCGGUCCAAAUGGAGACCGAUACAUCCUAUCAAUCGCAAUACCCUCCGAAAUCUCCAAUCGAGAAGCGAAAACCGAGUUGGGUGUCAGAGGAGGCCCCUCUGCCGCCUCCCCGACGAGGCCCAAUGGCAAACCCUUUAAAAGGCCAAUCUUUGGGUGUAUUCGGGCCCGAGAAUCCCAUCCGCAAGAAGCUUUGUGAUUUGCUCGUCAACCCCCUGACAGAACCUCUCAUCCUGGUACUCAUCGUCGUCCAGGCAGUUUUGCUUGCAGUGGAGUCGGCGAAUAAUGUCUUUUUGCCUGGUAAUGAGCGCCCGCCACGAUGGGAUCCGACAUCAGGAUUCAACUGGGCUAUAUUGGCACUCUUCAUCAUUUUCACACUUGAGAUCAUUGCGCGGAUCAUUGUCUCGGGAUUCAUCCUGAACGCAGCCGAGUACAGUUCAAUUGACCGGCAGAAGGGCGUGCGCGCGAUCAUCGCAGAUUACUAUAAUGCGUACUUCCGCCCUGACAAACAGAAGCCGGUCAAAGCUCCCGUGCAGCAAGACAAUUUCGGCCCUUCAACCUUCGCGCGCUCUUUCACCAUGAUGCAUGGACGUGAGAUCCCGGAAACGCUUGAGGAGGCUCAGAGAAUGCAGCUUGCUCGCCGAGCUUUCUUGCGGCAUGGGUUCAACAGACUCGACUUUAUUGCAGUCGUCUCGUAUUGGAUUACAUUCGUGUUGAGCAUUACCGGGCUUGAAGUGGCACACCAUAUUUUCAUCUUCCGCAUGCUCAGCUGUUUGCGCAUUGUGCGACUCCUGGCGCUGACCAGCGGAACCUUGAUCAUCCUCCAAAGUCUCAAGAAAGCAGCUCCACUGCUGGUGCGAGUAGCCUUCCUCAUUGGGUUCUUCUGGUUGCUCUUUGCUAUCGUGGGUGUACAGAGCUUUAAAUCCAGUCUUCGGCGUACUUGCGUCUGGGUAGAUCCAUCAAACCCUAACGACGUCGCAUCAUCAUACACAAACGGAGAAGGGUUCUGCGGCGGUUACUUGAACAAUGUCACCCUCGAGCCCAUGCCUUGGGUGAAGAGCAAUAGUCCUCUACCCUUGCAAACAUUCGACAAUCUUGUGGCAGGCACCAACAAGGGCAAAGGCUUCCUGUGUCCACGAGGAUCCAUAUGCUUGGAACAAGAGAGCCCCCACAACAACACCGUCAGCUUCGACGACAUUCUCCACUCAAUCGAACUGGUUUUCGUCGUCAAUAGUGCGAAUACUUGGUCAGAUCUGAUGUACAUGGUCAUUGCCUCUGAUUUUCCUCCAGCAGCACUUUUCUUUGGCGCCGGUAUCCUCAUUAUGAUGCUGUGGCUUACCAACUUGAUGAUUGCCGUUAUCACUUCAUCUUUCCAAGUCAUCAGAGAAGAGAACAAGACCAGUGCUUUCACGGCUACGGAGGAACCCCUGAUUCCCAUGCCUCAAGAGUUGCCGGAUGAGAAGAUGUCAGCCUUGAAGAAGGUAUACGAGAAGACCUCAAUAUUCUGGGUCAUAAUUAUCGUCGUUGACCUUCUUGCGCAAGCAUUUCGAUCGGCUCGCAUGGAUGGAGCUCGGGCCGCUGCCAUUGAUAACAUCGAGAUCGUGGCUACCAUUCUGCUGGACAUAGAGAUUAUCAUCAGAUUUGUCGCAGACUGGCGAGGAUUUCACCGAUACAAAGCAAACUUGUUCGACCUGCUCCUGGCUGUCGUCACGACCGUCAUCCUGCUCCCUCCAAUCCGGAAUUCAGGUGUUCCUUAUGAGUGGCUCACCGUCUUUCAGGUUCUCCGAAUCUACCGGGUGGUUUUGGCGGUUCCGAUCACUCGCAACAUGAUUUUGCAGGUGCUUGGAAACGCAUCUGGUAUCGCCAACCUUAUCCUUUUUGUCUGUCUGAUAUGUUUCAUCAUGUCAGUCUUCGCGUCGCAGCUCUUCCGCGGCGAGAUACCCUUGUUUGACGACGACGGAGAACUUAUUCGGAUAUCAUUCUACAACAUUUUCAACAGUUUUCUCGGGAUCUAUCAGAUCCUGUCGAGCGAGAACUGGACCGACAUCCUCUAUUCGGUGACGGCACAGACAACGGUGCUGGGCACGGCUUGGUAUAGUGCCAUCUUCUUCAUUGGCUGGUUCAUCUUCUCCUGGUUCAUUAUCAUCAACAUGUUCAUUGCUGUCAUUCAGGAAAACUUUGACGUGUCGGAAGACGAGAAACGACUUGAGCAGGUCAAGGCAUUCUUGCAGCGUAAGGAGCUCGGUAGCAGCAGCAAUCUCGCCUUGUCCGAGAUAUUUUCCUUCAAAAAGAGACGCCAGAAACGCGACCCCCUCGACUAUGGCCCGGCCACGAUGGAAAUGCUGCUGAACAACUCUAUUGUGCGCGAAUUUCUCGACGAGCAAAUGGGUCCGGCGCAAGGCGACGAUGAUGCUCACCACGACACGCAAUCGCCUGGCACACCAGGGCGGGCUGGUGGAAGCAACUUCUUCUCAGUACAGUGGAACAAGCUUAAGAAGAAAAUCUCCAACCGCGAGCCAAAUCCCUUCUACACAAAUCUCCGCUUCGACACGUCAAAGGAUGGGGUUGAUCCUCGGGAAAUGGCGCGUCAAGUCAUGAAUGCAGCGCAAACGCGCAGGAAGACACAGAGAGAGUAUCUGCGGAAGUACCCGACAUACAACACCACACUCUACCUCUUCAAGCCGUCAAAUCCUAUCCGCCGAGCUUGCCAACGCUUGGUUGGAAUUGGAAGGGGAAGCGAAAGAUUCGAUGGUGUCGAGCCGAACAAGAUUGCUUGGUACACUUUCUCGGCUUUCAUAUACGCCGCGAUCGUCGCCAUGGUUGUUCUAGCCUGUGUUACAACUCCCCUGUACCAGAAGAUCUACUGGCAGACCCAUCCUUUCGAGCCUAGCAACUGGUUUGUAUGGAUCGACACAGCCUUUGCCGUUCUCUUUACGGUCGAGGCAAUCAUCAAGAUGAUCGCUGAUGGUGUGCUCUUCACGCCCAAUGCGUACUAUCGGAGCUCUUGGGGCAUUAUUGACGGCAUUGUGCUCAUCACUCUGUGGGUCAAUGUCAUCACAUUAUUCACAAACAACGGGACGUCUACGCGCGUGGUUGGUGCUGUCAAGGCCCUCCGAGCUCUGCGACUGCUCAACAUCAGCAAUACUGCUCGAGACACAUUCCAUUCUCUGAUCAUAGUAGCGGGUUGGAAGAUCAUUAGUGCUGCGCUUGUCUCGAUGGCCCUGUUGAUUCCAUUUGCAAUCUAUGCCGUCACACUGUUCCGAGGGCAGCUCGUCAGCUGCAACGAUGGAAGCGUCGACGUGCUCAACGCCUGCUUUGGGGAAUUCGAAAGCACGCCCUUCAGCUCAGAUUGGCCAUUUCCAGCACCUCGAGUGGCUGCCAACCCGUUCUUUGACUUUGACGACUUUGGAUCUGCUCUCUUCAUAUUGUUCCAGAUUGUCUCCCAAGAAGGCUGGGUCGAUGUCUCCUUCGCGGUGCAGUCCAUCACUGGGCGCAACCUGCAGCCUCAAGACAUGUCUGUGCCGGGAAAUGCAGUCUUUUUCGUCGUAUUCAACCUCAUGUCAACGGUCUUCAUUCUGACUCUGUUCAUAUCGGUCUUUAUGCGCAACUACACAGAGCAGACUGGAGUUGCGUUCCUCACAGCAGACCAACGAUCAUGGCUUGAGCUCAGGAAGCAGCUGAAGCAGAUCUCACCUUCCAAGAGCUCGUAUGACGACUCGAAGCGCAAGUGGAAGAAAUGGUGCCAUAAGCGGGCCAUAGAGAAGCGCGGCAAGUGGUACACCACUGUCACUGUGGUUCUUGUGCUGCACUUGAUCCUUCUCAUGCUUGAGUAUUACCCAGAGCCGGACUGGUGGACCUUGACGAGGGAUGGCAUCUUUCUGGUCUUCACCUGCAUCUACAUUGGCAACAUUUCCGUCCGCAUCAUCGGCUUGGGCUGGGCUCGUUUCCGGAAGAGCUCGUGGGAUAUUUUCUCGUUGCUCGCUGUUGGUGGCGCGUUUGUGACAACCUCACUGCUGGUUCUUAGGAACCAAGUCCAGGCUGUCGAUCAGCUGCACAAAUUCUUUCUUGUGUCGGUUGUUCUCUUGCUCAUCCCCCGCAACGACGCUCUUGAUCAGCUGUUCAAGACGGCCGCAGCCAGUCUGACCACUAUUGUCAAUCUGUUGGCGACUUGGCUGGUUAUCUUUCUGGUGUUUGCCAUCGCCCUGACUCAGAGCUUUAGUCUUACACGUUUCGCCGGGGAAGAAAGCUUCUAUGUCAACUUCAGGACAGUGCCCAACGCCCUGCUUCUGCUCUUCCGCAUGUCGGUCGGAGAGGGAUGGAAUCAGGUCAUGGAAGACUAUGCUUCUCUCGAGCCACCGUUCUGCGUCGAUAGCUCCGUCUUUGCCGACACGGAUUGUGGCAGUAUUGGCUGGGCUCGGACUCUCUUCAUCGCAUGGAACUUGAUCAGCAUGUACAUCUUCGUCAACCUGUUCAUCUCGCUGAUCUACGAGAGUUUCAGCUAUGUGUACCAGCGCUCCAAUACCCUGGUCCACCUGAGCCGCGACGACAUUCGACGAUUCAAAGAGGCGUGGCGCAGCGUUGACCCCGCAGGAAGUGGCUAUAUCAGCAAAGAAGCCUUCCCGAGGUUGCUGAGUGAGCUCUCGGGCGUAUUUGAGAUGCGUGUCUAUGAUCCUGAUGAUUCAGUUGGAAGGAUCCUCGACGAUGUCCGAGAUGAGCGUCCAAUUUCGAGACACUCUUCCAUCGUGACUACGAGUGCAUUGACAGGUGUCAAUCUGGAAAAGCUCAACGACCGUCUGAAUCAGAUUGACAGACGGCAGGUGCAGGAGCGCCGGCGACGAUUCCGCAUGUUCUAUGAGGAGGUGAUGGUCUCCGCUGACAUUGACAACGGCAUCUCGUUUUCGGAUGUGCUCAUGAUUCUCGCGCAUUACAACCUCAUCAACGAGUCCAAGAGUCUGAGACUCGAGGAGUUCCUCCGACGUCGAGCACGGAUGCAACGUGUUGAGGAAGAGUUGCGUCGACGGACUGUCCAGGGCUUCUUUCACACAGUGUACUGGUCUCGUCAAUUCAAGAAGCACAUUGAGAAGAAGCGCGCUGCUCGCAUGACGGCAAUUCCUCAACUUGAUGUGCCCGACAUCCUGGUUGAUGAUGAAGAGGACAGAAAGAGGGGGCCAACACAAGCACAGCGAGCCACAAUGGGGGGCCCGCUCACUGCAAGCGACAUGCCGCCGGCCUUCCUCGCCGCGGCCGAUGCACUGCGCGGACCGCAUCAGAGCUGGGCGCCAGGGACCGACAUGUCUUCGGUUCCGAGCUCUUCUUCUCAUCCUUUGAGCCUUCCACGCUCCCCACCGUCGAUGCCACGACACCAGUCACAAAACUCGGCAUUCAGUUUUGAGAUACAGGAUUCGACCUCGACCACCGGCGCAGCCGGCGGCGGUGGCGGAUCUGCUCCAGGCAGCGCAAGCGGGUCUGCGCAUAACAGCAGACACAACAGUAGACACAACAGCACAGCGGAUGCUUCGCAGGUCCCCCAGCUGCUUGACGACUCUAUCUGGGUCGAGAGUAUUCGUCGCGGUGCGACAGUGCGCAAAUCGCAGCGGCGGUCAGACUGGGGUGCUUUCAGAUGA
Microdochium trichocladiopsis is the source of this 6396-nucleotide messenger RNA. Its product is annotated as Ion transport protein-domain-containing protein. The transcript is spliced from 5 exons. Gene Ontology annotation, molecular function: calcium ion binding; high voltage-gated calcium channel activity. The coding region runs from base 1 to 6396 and encodes 2131 amino acids. Gene Ontology annotation, biological process: calcium ion import across plasma membrane. Gene Ontology annotation, cellular component: membrane; voltage-gated calcium channel complex. NCBI's taxonomy places the organism in Eukaryota, Fungi, Ascomycota, Sordariomycetes, Xylariales, Microdochiaceae. The record is from RefSeq and is a predicted model, not a curated record.